AUGUCGAGACUGGUAAUCAACGUUCCCCCAAACAAUCCAUUGUUUAUCACCGAGGGUGAUUUGGGAACAGGUUUUAGUAUUGAUGAAACUAAAUCUAAAAAGGGUCGAGUCUAUCAUUUGGAAGAUCAAUCUAAAAUCAAGACUUCUUACAGUCAAUCUGAUGAUUCACAAUACGAAAUACUCGAUAACGAACACAAAGUGAAAAAGAAAUUACAACUAGACACUGAAUUGGGAUUGUCAAAUGGUUUCGCAUCGGCAAGUGUUAUUGGUGAUUAUUCAAGUUCAAACAAUGAUCAUAAAUUGACUAUCGUCAUGACUCGUAAAGUGACACAUAAAGUGAUUGAAGUGUACUUGUCGCCACCAAUGACAAAGGAAACACAAGCCAUACAAGACAUUGAAACACUACGUCAACAAUUUGGUCUUUAUUAUAUUCACAAAAUUGAGCUUGGUGGAUUAUUGGAAAUCAAAGUAACACUUGAAUCAUCUAAUAUAGAUUUAUUAAAAUCAAUUAAAGGAGAGAUUGGAGGAGACUUUUCUUUUAAACUAUUUUCAGCUAUCAUGAAAAAUAAUACAAGUAAGCAUGAAACAAAUAACAACUUGGAAUUAACUACAUCGGUCGUAGCAACGGGUUGUUCUCAAAGGAAUAGUGGUAUCAAUACUCAAACAAUCGAAGGGAUUAAUGCUAUUAUCGAUGGUUUCAAGUUGGAUGAACAAAACUUGGUACCUUUGAGAAUGGAGAUUUGUCCCAUUCCACACACUUCAUUUUCUCACUUGGAUCAUGUUAAUUUCGCACUUUACAAGAGCAAAUUGGCAAUGGUUGGAUCAAACUAUUGUGAAUUUGAAAAGAUGAUUGUUAGAUUGGCUAGAUUCCGUGAAGAUGUAAUUGAGAAAAAUUUGGGAGACCCCGACCAAACAAUGUAUUAUGAUAGUCUCUCUGCCCUCGCUGGCAAGGUAUUACUACUAAGUGGAAGAAUGAAAAACCUUCAAAAUAUUACUGCCAAAUUUAUGAAAAAUACAUUGGAAUAUAUCAUAUCUAAAGAAGUUCAACCUUUAAUGGCAGUUGUUGAAGAGGAGAUAUCGGCAGUAAAGAGAUUGAUUGGUGAUAUACCAACGACCAUUGAAAAGGAUGUAUGGUUUGGCCCAGUAGUAGACAAUCUUCCAACCUAUUACGGUACCUAUACAUACAAUAUCAAUGGAUCAGUUUACAAAGGCCAUUGUUUAAAAGGAAAGAAACAUGGUCAAGGUAGAAUAGACUAUCCCCCCGGAAACAAAAACCACUUUAAAUCAAUUGAUGGAUUAUGGAAGGAUGAUCAAGUUAGUUAUCCAUCAACUAUUUGUUAUUCAGAUGGAACAUCAAUUACAUUAAAUACAGAGCAAGAAUGUGAUCGUUGGAAUGAUGAUUAUAAAACAAUGUCAAUUUCAAAUUGCGUAGAGUUUGUCAAUCGAUCUACUGCACAAGAGUAUAUUUUCAAUUAUCAAGUCAAUGUUGAUGAUAUCCAAGAGCCAUUGUUUCAAAGUUUGUAUAAUGGUCUCAAAAAAUCGGUAAAGCCAGGCAGAGACAGAUACUAUUUUUUGUUCCUGGGUAUAACAGGCGGUGGUAAAACGACGAUGAUGGAGUAUCUACUCAACAUUCUCACUGGCCAACUCGACUCUCCCAAGAAUCUUCGUGCAAUGGACCUAGAGUCGACUGGCAUUGGUGAGAGUAAAACAAAGACGGUGUGUCGAUACGAUAUCGAAUACAAUCAAGGCGACUUUUACAAAUUUGGUAUUACUCUUAUUGAUACACCUGGAUUCGCCGAUGUCGAGGGACUCACCAAAGACAGUGCUCACAUGACAUCUAUUCUAAAGUCCGUUGGUAGCGUUCCUAGGAUAGAUGGUGUCAUGUAUGUUGUGAGUGGAACAUUGACACGAGCAACUACUGAUGUCCUCAAGGUUUUAUGCAGUGUCUUUUCAAUCCUUCCCCAAGAUUCCUUUAAAUGUGUAUCCACCAUUUUUACAUUUUGUGAUAGUGCAAAUCAAGCUGCCGAAGCUCGUGCAGUCAUCAAUAGCGUCAUUUCUGGAAUGGGCAAAAGACCAGACUUUUUUUUAGAUAAUCCAUGGUCACAACAUUCAAAUAACAAGGUUUCAGCCGGAGUCAAGGCAAAUACGGAAGGAUUAUGCGGAGUUGAUAACUCUGCAAACCUUUCAACGAGAAUGGAAGCGACCACUAAAAGUGUCACAGACUUUUUAAUUGAAAGAAUCAGAAACAAUGAGCCAUUUUCAUCACAGGCAAUGGGCAAUCUUGGUAAUAUCAGAAAACAACUAUUGGAAACACUAAAUCAAAUUGACAAGUUGAUGAAACUCAUUAAAGACAACAACGGGAUAUUGGAUAGAUUGACAGUUGAACAUUUGGAUGAAGCUAUUGUUAAGGCUCGAUUGUUGACCAUGGAGGAAUGGAUCAAAGACAAGGGAUUCGCAAUCAUCGAUGGGAAAGCAAAGGCAAAGAUGUCCUCUCGUACUGAAUGGCCUGGAGGUGUCUAUGCAACUGUUUGUUUGGCACCCAACUGUCAGAAUAUGGUGUGUCAUCAAGGUUGUAAUCUCGACUUUACACCUGACAAGCAGAGCAACAUGUUUACCAACUGCAAAGCAUUUAGAAAUUUUAAAUCAAAAGUACUUUCAAUUGCUACAGACACUUCAAAGGAAUGUCAAAAGUGUCUUGUUUGUCCUCUAGGUUGCUCUCAUCAAUACCAUAUCCAUUCCAAAUUCCAAUUAGAAUGGAUUGAAAAUAAUAAUAUUUUAGAUGAAUAUGAUGCUCUUCGUCAGGGUGUAGAUUCAGUAUCAAUUAAAGCCAAAGAAAUUCAAGAAAAUAAUGAUGUUCUCCAAAAACAAUUGAUUGAACGAUUAGAGGAGAUGAAAAAGUUGAAAGACAAGUUUGCGACACUUGCAGUGUUGGGUGAUAUCAAGGCCAUUCUCAAUGUAUCGAUCAAGACAUACGAGGAUAUGCGAAAGUUGUUGAUUGAAAAAAAAGGCACCAAGGACGAGGUCGACAGUGUCAAUGAUAUCAUCGAGACACUCCAAACAUUUGUCAGUCUGGUCGAUAACUCUGAUGUUGAAAAAUCGAUCAAUGAUCAAAUCAACUUGGGAAGACAGAGAUUCAACAAGGCUUGGGAUUUAGUACAAGAAAAGAUUAAACUUGUUGUACCAUAA
Molecule: messenger RNA, 3186 nt
Organism: Cavenderia fasciculata
Lineage: Eukaryota; Evosea; Eumycetozoa; Acytosteliales; Cavenderiaceae
Exons: 7
Coding region: 1-3186 (1061 amino acids)
Source: RefSeq, a predicted model, not a curated record